UGGAUGCAGUCCAACCCUGAGAUAGGCUAACAAUCAGAGAAGACUGAAGAAACGGGGGCAUGAGACUGGCAAUUGUUCCUUCAGACUGAUGUGCUCGAUUGAGGCGAACAUUAUCAGAUGAGAAUCUGAAUCAACUAGGGGACAAACGGAACCACCCAAACUGAGGUCGAUUGAUGCCAAAAAUAAAAAUAAUCGGAAUAGGAUAUGCUCGGAAUAGGACUGACUUGCGCCCUGGUUAUGUUGGAGCGCUGUUAACGGAACGAUAGUUGCUUUCUUCAAGAGGACCACUGCAACCUUUCUUGGUCUAACCAUGUCUUUUGAAUUUCGAGCGCUGCUUUUCGGAAUUGUCACUAUGUUAGUGAUAUUUUUAAUAAUUGCUGACAUUUCUGAAGUGGAAGAAGAGAUAGCGAACAUUGGAGAAUCUCAGAAGUACUAUUUGCACAGCUCUGCUAACACACUCAACAGGAGUAUUGCGUUGGUGCCCAGCCCCACUCCUGCUCUAAAAUCCAAAGGAGACAACAGCUCUUCUGUUCAGUUAGCCAGAAACAGGACCACUGCAUCCCCACCGGAAUGGACUUUUAACAGGACACUCUCCAACAUGAUCAGGAAGAAUAUCUUGAAGUUUUUAGAUCCUGAGAAAGACAUUUCUAUACUGAAGGGAACUCUGAAGCCUGGAGAUGUCAUCCAUUAUGUGUUCGACCGCAAGAGCACGAUGAAUGUCUCUGAGAACCUGUACCGUCUCCUGCCCACGGCCUCGCCAAUGAAGAACCAGCGCCACAAGCGCUGUGCCAUUGUAGGGAACUCUGGGAUACUGCUGAACAGCAGCUGCGGAUCUGAAAUCGACUCGUAUGACUUUGUCAUCCGAUGUAACUUGGCCCCAGUGGACGAGUUCACCGCAGACGUGGGCCACCGCACCAACCUGGUGACCAUGAACCCGUCGGUGGUGCAGCGUGCCUUCCAGGACCUGUCCAGUGAGGAGUGGCGUCAGCGGUUCAUUCGGCGGCUGCAGGACCUGAGCGGCAGCGUGCUCUGGAUCCCCGCCUUCAUGGCCAAGGGUGGCGAGGAGAGGGUGGAAUGGGCCAUCCGGCUUAUUCUCACGCACACAGUGAACGUGCGCACCGCCUUUCCCUCGCUCAGGCUGCUGCACGCUGUCAGAGGCUACUGGCUGACCAAUCAGGUACAGAUCAAACGACCCACCACAGGUCUUCUGAUGUACACCAUGGCCACGCGCUUCUGUGACGAGAUACACUUAUACGGCUUCUGGCCGUUCCACAGGGACCAUCAGGGAAAGCGGGUGAAGUACCACUACUACGACACGCUCACCUACGAGUUCACGUCUCGCGCCAGCCCCCACACCAUGCCGCUGGAGUUCCGGACACUGAGCUCACUCCACAGACAGGGGGCGCUCAGGCUGCACACCAGUGCCUGUAGUAGCCCUGCAGCUUGAACACCCUCAACCCCACCCCCUCUGAGAAAAAACCUCCAAAACAAUGCACAAUGCCCCCCCGGCUGGGGUGGGGGUAUUUAAGGAAGAGCACCUGUGUUUGUAUGCCAGCUCAGACCUGCAUUAGUUGGAUUCAGGGGGAUUUUGAAGAGUCAGUGUUUUUUUUUGUUGUUGUUUUUUUCUUUAAAAAAAAAAAAUACUUUUUAGAGCACAGUUAAUGCAAGCUCACUGUUUGGGAGCUCUUUGGCUGAAUGUUAACUGAAAUAACUUUAGCCCCUCUUUGCAAGAGAUGGAUUUACAUUUGAAUGUACUGACUGCCAAAAAAGGGAUUUGCAUAGUUUUUGUUUGUUUUUAAGCAUUCCAUUGUCAUUGGAAGUUUCAGGAUGUCAGUUUAACACUAAAAUGCUUAACAGGGUACACAAAUGCUUUGGCAUUUGUACACUUUGACAAGGUUGUCUGACUGAACAUCUAAAUGUGGAAGUUGAGCAUUUGAACAUGCUGGGUUUUAUGCAACUCAACAAAAUAAUUGCUUUAAAAUAGCAUUUUGAAUCCUGUACAACCAUCUGACCUGUCUGAAGUUACAACAACUCCUGAGUUGAACUUGCACAAUGUUUACGAUUUACUCGUUUGGUGUGUGUCUCACACCAAACAUUAGAGAAAAUUAUAGAACUUACUGACAUGCAACAGUAGCACACUUUGAGGGUCUGAUUGAAAUGCAUUAUUCAUGAGCCAUAAAUGUCAGUAUAUUCACUGUUUGUAAAUUUCUUAAAGAAAGCUUAAUUAAAUGUUGCAGUUUGUUGUGCCUGCAAAGUGUACAUUUUGCCACUAGAGGGAGCUGUUUUGAUGAAAUACAAACUUGUUGAGGGCUCGCUUGCCAGCAGUUAGUGUGACGGGUCAUUUUAAACAAGUGCCAGUUCAGUUAAUUCACGAGGUGUCUCUUAAAUCACAUGGUACAGUAAUGUAUUGAUUAAAAUUGAAUGUAACUGCAUGUUCAAGAGCUUAUUUAUGAAUACGGUGUUCUCCAAACAGUGCAUACAUCCUCAUUGUUCUCAAUGAAUACAAGAGGCACACGCGUGUACACACACACUCAUUCACACAGAAACACAGAGACACUGACUGACUUUUUUGGAAUGUGGCGUGAGAUAAAGUCAGUGUUGCUAUGUGACACUGCUCAGUUUAUUUCCUUAAGAUUCCAGGUUAAAAUGUUCCCAUGUCUGGUUGAACAGGUUAUGGACAAUGAGAUUAAGGAAGUUGACUGCAUCAAAACCAACAGCACUUCUAAUGUAGCUCUAGUGGGCACGUUGGAAAUACAAUAUGUGUGUUAUUGUAGGGUCAGACUCUGAGAGCCAAUAUGUGUGUUAUUGUAGGGUCAGACUCUGAGAGCCACUUUGUGUUAUGCAAAGUCUGAGAGAUCCAACAGUCAUGACUGGAAACACACCCAGCUGUUCACACAAUGAUAUUUACACAGGCCUGGUCAACAGCAAACUCUCCUUCAGCUUCCUCCCUCUGUUUCCUUGACCCAUUCUGAGCUUUUCUAGAUAACACUAACUUAAAUUCAGUUUGCUUUUACAUGAUGGUCUUCCUCAGUUUUAAAAAGAUAACAGUGAAGAUUUAUUUCCCUCAUAUUUGCUACUGUGAUCGUUUGUGACAAUUAUAUGAGCAUUUCUGUCAUCUUUUAUAAAAAAAAAAUCAGUGUCCUACAAUUUCAUCAUGAUUAUUUUUCAUUUAUCUGACUGCCGUUUCUCCUCUUGACUGUUCACUUGGCAAAAAAAUGCAUCAACAAGUCUCCUGCAAUAAAUAGCCAAAUUAAAUGUUUUCAGUGAAUUGCAUUUUCCCAUUUUAGCAACAUGUUAUGCAUUCCUGAGUUUUCCUACAAGCGGUGGUUUUUGUGGCUGCCUCUAAGGAAUAAGAAAGUAGAGGACAAGCUUUACAGAAAUUAGACAAAAUAUUUGAAAUAUUUCAAGUGCUCACCAGGAAACCUAGCAACGUCUCAUGUGUCCCCAACCAUGUGAUUUGUCCACAUAAAAAAAAUGUGUUGUUUGGACAUGAAACAUCUGAGACGUUCCAUGUUGCUCUUAUUAUGCCUCCAGUUAAGCUAAAAAUAGAUAAGAGACUUGCCAUAGACGUCAGCAGACCAUCCGGAGCAAUGAACACAUUUGUCCAUAAAAAGCGCAUUUGUGUUCUUCAAAAAUAGAAACAGCCUGAGACCAAUAGUACUAAACCUAAUUAAAAGAGCAAAGCCUGCCAUCGAGGUCACAGCUUGAGAGGAUGUUCUGGAGAGAUGUUCAUAUUUCCUGGUGUCAAAAAUGUUAAUAAUUACUUGAAUGUCAUUUUGCAGAGAAAGGGCCUCCUUGUGUUUUUGCCUUGAAGCACAGAUAAACUUUUCAGACAGAUGAACGCUCCUUCUUGGAGGUCUCAACGGCCCCUUUGUUACAGCAUGAAGGCAUUCUCAGAAUUGCACAUGUGUGAAUCUUUUUUUUCUUCAUAUAUUCUACUUGCUAGACAUUUUUAAUCAUUUGUCUUGAACAACUGACUGAACAAGGUCAUAAGGUAACUUGUUAGAAUUUGUUGCUUCUGUGAAAAAAGAUGUGAUGAUCAUGAACUCUGCUAAAACAGUUAACGAUGUACUGUAGUCGGAGUAAAGUAAUUUGAGACGGAAUGUCACAAAUUACCCUGAAUCUUGACUUGUUUUUGUAAAAUCAUUUAUUUUCAGACCACUUGUAGACACUCUAGACAUUGAAGUGAUGUUUUCUUAGAGGCUCUCAAAGAGCUUUCUUUUUUAAAGCAAAGAUCAAACACAGUUUGACACU
Molecule: messenger RNA, 4254 nt
Organism: Alosa sapidissima (American shad)
Lineage: Eukaryota; Metazoa; Chordata; Actinopteri; Clupeiformes; Clupeidae
Gene: st8sia2
Product: ST8 alpha-N-acetyl-neuraminide alpha-2,8-sialyltransferase 2
Exons: 6
Coding region: 311-1447 (378 amino acids)
Biological process (GO): oligosaccharide metabolic process; N-glycan processing
Molecular function (GO): alpha-N-acetylneuraminate alpha-2,8-sialyltransferase activity
Source: RefSeq, a predicted model, not a curated record